UUUUUUGGGCCAUCCCUCUUGUGUCAAUAGUCAAAAACUAGUUGAACUAUCAACACUUUCUCUAACAAACACUCAAAAUCACUCCCCGCUAAUUUCGCAUUCAUCAGUCACACUCUCUCCCCUUCACAAUUUACCAGAAUUGAAUUGAACUUCAAAAAACUCUGCUCUUUGUAUGUCCAAACAAGGACCAGCUGAUACAACACCACCAUGUCUCGCUUCCUCCUCCUUUCCCUCUCCAUCCUCUUCUCAUCUUCCAUCGCCAUCCCCCCCUACCCCUUCGAUUUAUCAUACCACAUUGAUUGCGGCUCCCCCACCAACAGCACCGACCUCUACAACACCACUUGGCUCUCCGAUCGCUUCUUCACGGGCGGUCUCACCUCUGUUGUCUCUGAGCCUCUUCACUUCCGCUUCCCUCAUGAGAAGAAUCUCCGCUUUUUCCCUCUUGCCUCUGGCAAAAAGAAUUGCUAUAUCAUUAACCUCCCAAAGGGACGUUACUUCUUCCGCACAUUCACUGUCUAUGACAACUACGACGGUAAAUCUCACCCUCCUUCCUUCGAUGCCGCCGUUGAAGGGACUUUGGUUUUCUCUUGGCGUUCUCCCUGGUUCGAGAAUCUCGCUCGGGAAGGAGCUUACUCCGAUCUAUUCGCUUUUGUCAAAGAUGGAGAGGCUGAUGUCUGUUUUUACAGUAUUGCCACUGAUCCUCCGGUUAUUGGCUCACUGGAGGUCAUACAAGUUGAUCCCUUGUCUUAUGAUUCAGCUACCAUCGGCGACAACUAUAUUCUCGUCAAUUACGGGCGCUUAUCCUCUGGUUCCGAUCAGUGGGGUCCUGGAUUUAGCAACGACCCCGAUUUCUUCGGUCGGUCAUGGCAGUCAGACGCUGAGUUACGGUCGUCAAACGGAGUCGACAGAAUCAAUUCCAUCUCGACCAGAGAGACCAUAACAGGCACCGAUCAGGGACCGAAUUACUUCCCAAUGAAGCUUUACCAGUCGGCGGUGACAACGAAUGGCGCGUUUCAGUAUGAGUUAGACGUUGAUGCAAAGCUGGAUUACUUGGUGUGGUUUCAUUUCGCGGAGAUUGAUUCCAGCGUGAAAAAGGCAGGGCAGAGGGUAUUCGAUGUGGAGGUCAAUCAGAAGAAUAUUGCGAGGAUUGAUAUAUUUAAAGAGGUUGGGGGUUUCGCUGCUUACAAUUGGCAUUACACCGUCAAGAAUCUGAGCAACAACGUAUUGAGCGUGAAGCUGUUGCCAGUUGUGGGUGCGCCGUUGCUUAGUGGGCUUGAAAAUUACGCGUUGGUUCCCUCUGAUCUCUCCACGGUGCCUGAGCAAGUGAUUGCUAUGAGAGCCUUGAAAGACUCACUUCGUGUGCCUGAUAGAAUGGGUUGGAAUGGUGAUCCCUGUGCUCCUAGAAGUUGGGAUGCUUGGGAAGGAGUUACAUGCAGUCCCACCAAAAGCGGAUCACUUGUGAUAUCUCAAAUAGAUCUUGGAAGUCAGGGCUUGAAAGGGUAUAUCAGCGACCAGAUUAGUCUUCUGUCAAAUUUGGUGAGCCUAAACUUGAGUUCUAACGCAUUGAGUCGCACUCUACCGUCAGGGCUAGGUCAAAAAACACUUGUACGGUUGGAUCUGUCGACCAAUCAAUUUUCUGGCUCUAUACCAGAUAGUCUGACCACUUCUUCAAAGCUGCAGCUUGUGCUGUUGAAUGAUAACUUAUUAGAAGGGCAAGUACCAGAGGAGCUUUACUCAAUUGGUGUUCAUGGUGGAGCUAUCGAUCUCUCCGGUAACAAAGGUUUAUGUGGUGUUCCUUCUUUACCGGCAUGUCCUAUGUUUUGGGAAAAUGGGAAGUUGUCCGUGGGUGGCAAAGUUGCGAUAGCAAUAUCGUGUCUUGUAUUUAUUUGUCUGGUGGUGUUGGUUAUAUACAUGUGGAUCAGGAGGCGCAGAAAUGACUAUGACUUUGGUCUCCCCCAAGAUUUGAUGUCAUUGUCUGCAAAGAGAAAUCGUUACCAGAGACAGAAGUCCUUGAUGGUUCUUGAAAUGGAGAGCCAGCAUGCCAAGGCAUUAACACCUUUUACUCCACAAUCGUGAAUAGUCUUCUUUGUAAACAGGACUAUUUUUCCCCUCUCAAACGGGGUCAUAAAGAUUGGGACUGAACGUGAUUACACAAAAUACUUGAAUACUACACAGGCUGCAUACUGCAGCCCUCUGCUUUCUGAAGAUGACUUCAUGAGGCUUCCACCUUCAACUAUUUGAACCGACAUGGGGGUCGUACGAAGCCUUUCUCUAACGAAUGCGCGCAAUGCGUAUUCAUUGAUGCACACUAAUACGAAGGCAUAAUCCUGCUUAUGUGAAUAGCUGUUUUGCAGGGUCUAUAUUUAAUAUCAAGUGCUCUUGGUUAGACCGUAGACGAUGACUUGUUUAUUCAUAGAUCAGUUUUCAGAUGCUGACUGGAUUUAUUUUUUUGUGGUAGCUGUGACACCAUUAUUACCUUGAGCUCCAUCACUUGCUCUGUUUUCUUCAUUAGUGUGUAGUUUGAUGUUCAUGAAUUCUUUUUAAUCCACAACAUGCAUGCAGAGAUUAUAAAUAGAUUUGGAUUUUGCUA
Tripterygium wilfordii is the source of this 2590-nucleotide messenger RNA. RefSeq names its product receptor-like protein 4. The coding region runs from base 208 to 2076 and encodes 622 amino acids. The transcript is spliced from 9 exons. The record is from RefSeq and is a predicted model, not a curated record. Lineage: Eukaryota; Viridiplantae; Streptophyta; Magnoliopsida; Celastrales; Celastraceae. Gene Ontology annotation, molecular function: protein binding.